AUGACGGCCACGACGCACCCCGUUGCCCCAAAGGCUCGCAAGCCGAGCGCAAAGGACGAAGGGUCAUCGUCCCCCGCGCCGCGCAAACGUCGACGCAGAGCCGUGGGCAGCGGUGCGGCCGACGACUGCUUCACCUGCGCGACCAGACAGGUGCGGUGCGAUAGACGGCGGCCGUACUGCACGCCCUGCCUCGACCUGGGGCGCCAGUGCUCCGGAUACAAGACGACGCUGACCUGGGGCAUCGGCGUGGCGAGCCGGGGUAAACUGCGCGGACUGUCGUUGCCGAUAUCAGGCGCGAAGAGGGUCAGCCCUGCAAACGGUGGAGGUGGAGGAGAGGAAACGUCGCCGCGCAGCGUGCCGAAGGAGGCGGCUGCGGUGUCAGAACAGCAUCGGCCGCGGGUGGAUGCAGCAUCUGAAACGAGACCACAAAAGAGCGAGACCAGGAAGAGCGAGGAUACACACGAAUUCAUACAGACGCAGACGCAGACACCAACGCCGACACCGACGUCUCCCUGGUCGGCGAUAAACGCGACUCCUCCUCCGCGAAGCAGCACGGCCGAGUCGUCGUCUGUACCGUCCACCGCCAGCCCGGCCUACUCUGUGCCACAGCACCCUUCCUACAGCUAUGCAGAUGCUUACGGGCAGCAGCAGCAGCAGCAGCAGCCCCUGUACCAGACCGUACACGAGCCACUCAAGGUCGAACCGACGGCGGGAGUCGGCAGCAUAGCCUUCUCGAGCCUGGCGUCACCCUACGGCUCGCCUUAUAGCAGCAGCUCUGUCUCGCACUUUGACGGCAGCCCUCUCGAGCCCUACCCCCUGGCUCGCAAACGGUCCCCCGAAGAUGACAUUGACGACUCCGACCCAUCGCGGGUGCGGGUGCGAGCAGAGUCGGUCUCGUCGUCAGACAUGUCGGUGCAGCAGUGGCAGCAGGCUGCCAGCUAUCGGCCGUACUCGCCGCACAGCUUCUAUCUAAACCAGACCUUCUCUACGACGUGGAUAGGACGGAACCCGCGCAUGCGGUAUCUGAUAGGGUACUACACGGAGGUCAUCGCGCCCGUCAUCGUCACCUUCGACAGCCCUACCAACCCCUUCAGACUCUACCUCCUCGAGCUCGCCAAGGACAGCGAGACGCUGCAGCAUGCCAUCGCCGCCCUCUCGCUGAGCAACCUCCGGCAGCGGCGCAAGAACUGGGGCCUGUCGACGGGCAAGACGAUACCCUCGCGGCGGUCGCUGCAGGCGCACUGCCGGAUGACCGACCGGGCCUUUGAGGAGGCCUUUGGUGUGACGACGCCCGAGGAGCAGCUGCUGGAGGAAUCCUACCACAAGGGGAUGGCGAUCAGAUCGAUCAACGCGCAGCUGGCCGACCCUGUCCAACGGCGUACAGACGCGGUCUUUGCCACCCUGCUGGUGCUCUGUCUCUUCCACAUGUGCGAUACCGGGCUGGCCUCGUUCCGCAGCCAGUUUGCGGGCGUGAAGAAGCUAUUCAUCAUCCGGGGCGCGGGCAAGGGCAACGACUCGGACGUGAUGAAGUGGUUUAUGCGCAUGUUUACCUGGUUCGACACGAUGACGGCGACCAUCAACGACCGGGACAGCCAGAUGAACGGCUGCCUGCUGGACGUCACCACUUCGGGCCAGGACGAGUGGGCGCUCGAGAACCUGGCCGGCUGCGAUCCUCGCCUGUUCCGCGCCGUGGCGCAGCUGGGCAGGCUGAACCAGCUCAGUCAAGCGAAGCCGGUCGACGACUCGACGCCGCGCAUCGAGCGGCCUGUCCCAACCGUCUCCCUGCCGCAGAGCAUGAUCCAUUACCCAGCCCACGUCCUCGACACUCCGUAUGUCGACGGUCCGCGGCCGGCGUACAGCCUCGACUCUCGCACCGAGUUCUGGAGCGAGUGGCAUGCCAUCCGCCAGAAGCUCGAGACAUGGCGCCUCCCCGAGAUCCCAGGCACCCACAGUCCGGUCCCUUCUCUAUCGUCCACCGUUUCCUCUUCCCCUUCCAUCACUACUUCCGCCCCGUCCGCCCCUACAUCCUCCCUCUUCUCGGCCCCCUUGCCCCCAUCCCCCCUAUCCCACGUCAACCCGGCCAACCUGCCCGAGAUAUCAAACAUCUCCGAGUCCUUCCGCUACUCUGCCCUGCUCUACCUCGAGCGGCUCGCCCACCCAUCAACGCCCUCGAACCACCCGCGCUUCCAGACCCUGGUCACCGCGGCCCUGCACUACAUCACAGCCGUGCAGUCGGACGUCUUCCUGCUCUGGCCCCUCUUCGUCGUGGGCAGCGAGUGCUCGUCCGAGUCCGACCGGGCCAUCAUCCGCCUGCGCUGCUGCGACAUCCAGAAGGACUCUGGUUUCGUCAACAACCUGUCCUGUCUGCAGCUGCUGGAGCGUAUCUGGCGCGAGGAGGACCCCAACGUCGAGCUGGCCGACAGCGCCGGCCGCCGUGUCGUGGGGGGGGCCGCCUUUCGCUGGCGCCGCAUCAUCGACUCCCAGCACCUCACCGACGAGUACAUAGUCGUUUAA
Molecule: messenger RNA, 2514 nt
Organism: Arthroderma uncinatum
Lineage: Eukaryota; Fungi; Ascomycota; Eurotiomycetes; Onygenales; Arthrodermataceae
Exons: 1
Coding region: 1-2514 (837 amino acids)
Biological process (GO): positive regulation of transcription by RNA polymerase II
Cellular component (GO): nucleus
Molecular function (GO): DNA-binding transcription factor activity, RNA polymerase II-specific; transcription cis-regulatory region binding; zinc ion binding
Source: RefSeq, a predicted model, not a curated record